Molecule: messenger RNA, 1698 nt
Organism: Paracoccidioides brasiliensis Pb18
Exons: 3
Coding region: 1-1698 (565 amino acids)
Source: RefSeq, a predicted model, not a curated record
AUGUCCGAAAUAUACACUAUUCGUUCAAUCCUGCAUGUUGCGGGUUCGGGCUUUCGGCUUUCCUUGAUGUUGAAUGCUGUUGCCUGCGAAGUAGCAUCUGCUGGCGUCGAUGUUCACAGCAUUGGGAAAGGUCUUUCUCUGUAUGCGAUGUCUUUGAAGCAGAUUACACACAGUUUUCAGGCGAUGGAUUCGCUACAUUCAUCCGAGGCUUUGAACACUGCAAGAGAAAUUAGUGAACAGAGUCGUGCCAUAUUUGAGGAUUUGGAAAUAAUGCUGGAGCAAGUUCAACAAGAUAAUGGAGGUUUGGUUCAGGAGCGAUUUAAACGCUGCUUCAGAAAACAGCAUGUUUCGUAUCUGCUAGCCCAUCUCGAAAGUCUUAAGCUGAGUCUUAUGCUCAUGUUCCAAGUUCUACAACUUGGAAAACUUACCUCUAGCAUAAGGAAUGCUUCAAAUCCUCUUGGAAACGAUUUCAUUCAGCAAGAGCGUGCGGAAACCCAAAAUAUGGUGAUUGUCCGGUAUUGGUCUGUAAGCCGGCUUGAGCGGUUAUAUGAACUCGCUGCUCGGGAGGCCAUGGAGUACAAUCAGAACCAAAACGACUCCAGAUUGUCUAACCCUCAGCCCAACAGCCUUGGAUUGCAACCACCGUCCUCUACACCAACUAAAUUAUCCGUGAUAUCCCUUGGGAACCUUGAUACGUCACUCACUCCAAUUAACCAGUCCCCAAAGGAUAUGCUUCGUGUAUCUUCAGAUGUGAUUGAGCCGUUAAUCAAUCGAUGGACGCGAUUGGAGGAGCGUUGGGAACUACCUGCAGGACAAUUCAAGGGGUCACUCCGGGUGUUACUCGACUCCGAGAGCGAAUUUGAGGAAUGCGGCGACGAGUCUGAUGGGCAUGGUAUUCAAGGGUAUUACCUUGAGGGGACUACAUCGGACUGGAGAAAACCUAAUUCUCAAGAGGCAAGGAAGCACGCGGCUGAACUUCGAAAGGGGUAUUCCAAGUUUCAAGCCCGAGUUGAUAGUGACACCGAUACAGCAAGUGAUAUCGAGAAGCAGCCUACAAAGCGGAAAGUCAGAUUUGCUCCAAGUGGAAACACUUCAGCUCCAGAAACAGGAACGCAUCGCCAAGGCCACGAUGAACAGGUCGGUGCAGAUAAUGGCAGUUCGAAACACUCACCAUCCCAACUCCACAUCCCAAUUCCACAAGUCGCCGUCUACGCUCCCGAACAACCCGAUAUCCGCUCACCCUCAUCACCAAACCACCCACACAGCAUGCCCCGCUCCAUCCCUCAACAACGCCAGCCGCAGAGAUACAGUCAUACUCCCCCCAGCUCAUCUCCCAACAGCCAUUCACGGCCCUUCGGUUCUUCACCCAGCCAGCACCACCACGCCAAUCAGCAUCUCUCGUCUUCACCGCAUUCUCCCAAAUGGCCGUCGUCAUCUGCCCCAGCAACCAAUAUCCAGAGCCACUCUCCUCGAGCGCCCGCGCCUCAUACGCAUGCAGCACAAUCUCACCACCAUUCCCACCAAGCCACAUCCCGAAGAAGUAAUAAUAAUAGUGGCAGGCAGUCUCGACAUGAAACGCCAGCUAAGGAAGAUAGUUCGGAACGACGGAGGAAUCUGAAGCGGUCUGCAGCUGCCGGAAUUCUGGGUGCUGGUGCGAUUACGACCUUUCUUGAAGCGCUUGAGGGAUUUUCGAUAUGA